AUGAAUUCAAAUUUGAGUAAAUCAUCUAUUGAAAAUAUUUCAUUAUGUGUUUAUAUUGGAAAUACAUGUUCAUUUGAUGAUAAAAUCUUAAUAAAUUAUUGUUCUCAAUAUGGUGAAAUAGUUUCAUGUUCAAUAGAUAAAUGUUCAAAUGAAAAACGACCAUUUUGUGAUUUUCGUAUUAUUGAAUUUUCUAAUAAAAAAGAAUUAGAAAAUUUUCUUAAAAUAAAUUCUCAUCAAAUAAAUUCAAUAAAACUUGAUGUUAAAUUAUAUAAAAAUUUGUUAAAUAAUAUUGAUAUAUUAAAUAUUGAUCGUAAACUUUUUAUUGGACCAAUAUUAAAUUCUAAUGAUAUAAAUAUAAUAAUAGAAUUUUAUAAAAUAAUUGAUCCAACAUUACAAUAUAAAAUUUCAAGACAAGAUAAACAAAUUUAUAUAUUAAUUGAAU
Molecule: messenger RNA, 442 nt
Organism: Rotaria sp. Silwood2
Lineage: Eukaryota; Metazoa; Rotifera; Eurotatoria; Philodinida; Philodinidae
Source: the annotation of a GenBank genome assembly